CGGAAUGGCUCUCCAUCGCCGGAGAGAAGCACAUGAAUCAUUUGGCUGGUAAGAUCCACGUCGUGCAAACCCCGGAAGAGGGUCGACGGUUUAGCUUGGAACAAGUGGUUCUUCCUGUUCUGGGAAACGGAGCGGAGCGGUUGGUUUCCCCGGAUGGCAAAAUGAGGGAGGCGUCAGAGCGGUUGGCGCAGGAGCUUCAAAUCGAGGGUCUGAUGAAAAUGAAGGCAGCCCCGCCGGCGACGUACCGCCGUCUCGUGGUACGCCCAAGGGACUUCACGUAUUGCCUAUUCGAUGAUGAAAGGGGGUGGUGUUGGGAGAGCAACAAUGAAGCGCCUAUCCGACCGCAGCUUUGGGAAGAUCAAGAGGGUAUCAUGCGGCAGCUUUCCCCCCUUUCUGUGGCCACAGGUAAAAAUAUAAUUGCUCGAAAUGGCAUUCGUGGCGCGGAACAGCGAAGCCAUUUUCUAAAGGCUGCAAGACGUAGCGGUAUGACGUGCGUAUUGCGCAUGACCUUGCCGCGAGGAUCGGCGGUCACCUCCGCACUGCGAGAGGCGUUUCAGUUCGCCACACUUGAUCCGGGGGUCAUCUUUCACCUCCUACGGUGA
Molecule: messenger RNA, 602 nt
Organism: Trypanosoma cruzi
Lineage: Eukaryota; Euglenozoa; Kinetoplastea; Trypanosomatida; Trypanosomatidae
Exons: 1
Biological process (GO): pseudouridine synthesis
Molecular function (GO): RNA binding; pseudouridine synthase activity
Source: RefSeq, a predicted model, not a curated record